This is a messenger RNA of Hibiscus syriacus, 1334 nucleotides long. Its product is annotated as probable protein phosphatase 2C 59. Gene Ontology annotation, biological process: protein dephosphorylation. Gene Ontology annotation, molecular function: cation binding; protein serine/threonine phosphatase activity. Gene Ontology annotation, cellular component: cytosol; nucleus. The coding region runs from base 265 to 1173 and encodes 302 amino acids. The transcript is spliced from 9 exons. NCBI's taxonomy places the organism in Eukaryota, Viridiplantae, Streptophyta, Magnoliopsida, Malvales, Malvaceae. The record is from RefSeq and is a predicted model, not a curated record.
UUCAGUUAUUACUUCUCCUGACUCCAGCCGGUAACCAAACAGAGAGAAAAAUCAUUUCAUCUCUUUAAAACCGUCAGCUGCUAAUCUCCAUUUGUUAUGAUUCAUAGCUGGCUCAAUUUAAAGAUGAUCCUCCAAAUCUGAAGGCUGAUUUUUCCUUUUCUUUCAUCUGCUAAAAUUUAUAUUGUCGAAUGCACAUGUUUUUGCUAUUUCCUGAUUUGGAUACAAGGGCUAAAGCGUCAAAAUUCGAUAAACUUCAGUCAUAGUAUGGGAUAUCUGAAUUCGGUUUUGCAAUCUUCAAGCCAGGUUCAUGAAGUUCGACCUGUCUGUGGCGGAGGGCUUAGUCAGAAUGGAAAGUUCAGCUAUGGCUAUGCAAGCUCCCCAGGGAAGAGGUCUUCGAUGGAGGAUUUUUACGAAACUAUGAUUGAUGGUGUUGAUGGAGAGAUAGUUGGCCUUUUUGGAGUAUUUGAUGGUCACGGAGGUGUACGGGCUGCUGAAUAUGUGAAGCGCCACCUUUUUAGUAAUUUGAUCAAGCAUCCAAAGUUCAUAUCUGACACCAAGUCUGCUAUAGCUGAUGCAUACAAUCACACAGACUCUGAAUUUUUAAAGUCAGAAAAUAACCAGAAUAGGGAUGCUGGAUCGACUGCUUCAACUGCUAUACUUGUCGGUGACCGUUUGCUAGUUGCAAAUGUUGGUGAUUCCCGAGCUGUUAUCUGCAGAGGAGGCAAUGCUAUUGCUGUGUCUCGCGAUCACAAGCCCGAUCAAAGUGAUGAGCGACAACGGAUUGAGAAUGCAGGAGGGUUUGUCAUGUGGGCUGGAACUUGGAGAGUGGGAGGUGUUCUUGCUGUUUCUCGUGCAUUUGGUGACAGGCACUUAAAGCAGUAUGUAGUUGCUGAUCCAGAAAUUCAGGAGGAAAAGGUUGACAGCUCUCUUGAGUUCCUUAUACUUGCAAGCGAUGGACUGUGGGACGUUGUAUCAAAUGAGGAGGCUGUGGCAAUUGUAAAGCCAAUACAGGAUCCUGAGCAAGCAGCAAAGCAGCUGAUUCAAGAGGCAUCCCAGAGGGGUAGUGCAGAUAACAUCACUUGUUUGGUGGUCCGUUUCAUGGCCAAUCAAGGAGGUUCUUCUGCCAACGCUUCUGCCAAUGAAGCUGGUUCUCCUCGCAAUGUUUCUGCGUAAGCAAAUCAUAACCCUUGCUUGCCACCCAAGUUUUAGGUUUUGCACGGGUAUGUAUGAGGAAAAAAGGCUACUGAUGUACAUUACCUCUGUUACAUAGACGAUGUGCACGUGUAAAGGGCUUCCAAGACUUAAAAAGAUAAAAGCCCACUUAUGUGUGUUGU